Anoplopoma fimbria (sablefish) is the source of this 6383-nucleotide messenger RNA. Its product is annotated as probable ribonuclease ZC3H12C. Lineage: Eukaryota; Metazoa; Chordata; Actinopteri; Perciformes; Anoplopomatidae. Gene Ontology annotation, cellular component: cytoplasmic ribonucleoprotein granule; nucleus. The record is from RefSeq and is a predicted model, not a curated record. Gene Ontology annotation, molecular function: mRNA binding; metal ion binding; RNA endonuclease activity.
GCAGUUCGGCUGGGUCACGCUGCAAUCCAGCCGGAUGUUUUCCGUCGUCAGUAUGUGAUGGGAAGACUCGCUCGUGUGAUCACACAAGGAUUAUCGUGCGGCUCCAGCAGCGGCCCUGACCAGGCACCAAUGAGUCGAGCUUUGUGAGAGGGCAGCAGUCAGCCCCGUGUGCUGGAUGUCUGUGACAGAUCCAUGGGCCAGAAGGACCAUGUGGAGGCAGGAGCAGGCCACAUCCUCGACCUGGGGCUGGAUUUGGAGUAUCUCCACGUAGCAGGGUCUGACCGGCAGGCUGGCGGCUCUGACGGGCCCCCUGCUAUGGAGGAGCAGGGGGAGUGCUCCGGGAGCAUCAACGCCGCCGAUUCCCCUCCUCCCGCUGGAGCGGAAGAAAAUGCCGGGUCUGAUGCAGAGUGCGAGCAGCCGCCGUCGUCGUCCAGCGCCACCCUCCCUGUCAGCCCCGAACCGGAUGGAGGGGAGGAAGGGUUAGCUCACAGUAAGAACGCCCACCAGCCGCUUUGUCGGACCCAAUGUGUGGACUUGGGCACCGAGGGUCCACCUGAGCUCCCGUCUGAGCCCUCACCGGAGCUUGAACACGAGUCCUCACCCAGCUCGCCGUGCAAGCACCCACCAGAGCCUCCUCCCAAUCCCUCCUCAUUAGAGACGGCGCCCGAGGCCGGCGGCAAGGAGUAUCAGGCUAAGCUGGAGUUUGCCCUGAAGCUGGGCUACUCCGAGGAGACGGUGCGACUGGUGCUAUCCAAGCUUGGCCCUGACACCCUCAUCAAUGACAUACUGGGAGAGCUGGUCAAACUGGGCACCAAGUCGGACAGCGAGCAACCGGCCGGAUCAUUAGCCUCUACCUCAUCUUCAUCUUCCUCCUCUUCCUCUUGCGGCUGUUCUGAUUUGCAGGACAGCCAGAGGUCGGACUCGCCAUGUCCGUCAGACUCUCUGAGCGACCAGGACAACCUGCGGCCGAUUGUGGUGGAUGGCAGUAAUGUAGCCAUGAGCCAUGGCAACAAGGAAGUGUUUUCAUGCCAGGGGAUCCAGCUGGCUGUGGAUUGGUUCGUAGAGCGGGGUCAUCAUGACAUCACGGUGUUUGUGCCUGCGUGGAGGAAAGAGCAGUCUCGCCCUGACGCCCCAAUAACAGAUCAGGAUGUCCUGCGUCGCCUAGAAAAGGAAAAGAUCCUGGUCUUCACUCCUUCGCGGCGUGUCCAAGGUCGGCGCGUGGUUUGCUAUGACGACCGCUUCAUCGUCAAGCUGGCCUAUGAGUCAGACGGCAUCAUCGUCUCCAACGAUAACUACCGAGACCUGGCUAACGAGAAGCCCGAGUGGAAGAAGUUCAUCGACGAACGGCUGCUCAUGUAUUCCUUUGUCAACGACAAAUUCAUGCCCCCAGAUGACCCUCUUGGUCGUCAUGGCCCCAGCUUAGACAACUUCCUGAGGAAAAGACCUGUCAUGCCUGAGCAGAAGAAACAGCCUUGCCCAUACGGAAAGAAGUGCACUUACGGCCACAAGUGUAAGUACUACCACCCAGAAAGAGGUGCUCAGCCUCAGCGUGCUGUGGCCGAUGAGCUGCGUGCCAGCGCCAAGACCUGUGUCACCACAAAGAACCAGGGGGAUGCUGGGUUGGUGAAGAGCCACAGCGUGCCAGCUGGCAGCAUUGAGGCAAAGAAAGGCGCCCAGAAAAGGCAGUCGGACCCCAGCAUCCGAGCCCUGUCGUACAGCGAUGCCGAGGAGAAGCUGGCAAAAGGGAGGGCGGAAAGCCAGAAGAACGGCAUGUGUGGCAGCAGCAGCAGUAGUAGCGGAGGUAAAAGCGUGACAUCAGCCCCAGGAGGCCCCCCGUCCAGUUUCAGCCAUCCCCAGGACAGGCAGUCCAGAGCAGCGACUCCCCACAGUCUACCAGCCCCCGGCCAUGACCUUUACCCUCACUGCGAGUCUCCAGACUUGAGCUACUACUCGGUGACGCGCGCUUACUCCGGCCUGAGCCUCUCCUCCAGACGGAGCCCAGACUGUCGCUUCCCCAACGACACGGACCUGCGGCUGGGCUCCAUGGGCUCGACGGGCUCCGAAUGCGGCAGCGAGAGCAGCGUGAGUUGCGGGAGCAGCUGCGACUCGUACAGCGAGAGGCCGUGUCCCGGGUGCCCCCCAGAAACGUUGGUGGACGACAGCGUCCAUUUUCCUAACCCCCACAGCCGGCUGUAUCCUCACCAUGCCUCAGCAAACCAUGAACUAUGCGGCCAUCAUCCCGCCGAUUACUCGGGCAUGCAGCACACCCACGGGUCUAAUGCAGGAGUACACGGCUACCACCUGGGUGUGGCACGCGGACAGAACUGUGCUCACGACCAGCCUCCACCAGAGGCUCCUCCCAAGCGCCCUCUCUACCCCUUGCCCCCUCAUCUCCAGCACCAACCGCUGACCGCUCGCUCCAGCUGCCCAGGUGACUACCACUCUCUGCCCCAGUCCAACCCUCCCCCUGGCUCUCCUCUGGGCCGCUGCCUGGCCCCAACGCGAGGAGAGAGCGUGUCAGACUCUCAUCUUUAUGACCACCUCUCCGCAUCGCACCAUCACCACCGGACAAAAGCUUUGCCCGGCUGGGACACGUACUACAGACAGCCUCUGCUGCCGCCGUCCAGGUAUGAGACAUCUGCCUACCAGAGUCUGCCGGACACACGCCAGGCGUCCUGGCACGCGCCUCCCUGGGCACAGGACGGCUACGGCCAGCACCACUCCUCCCACCCAGCUCUCCACCCAUCCUCAACACAUUACUUAAACCACCCGCCGCCCCAGGCCCACUCUCCUCACCCGCCUCAUCCAUCCAGCACUCCUCUCCAGCCGUACCCGUCUCACAGCGCUCAACUCGCAGUGCCCUCCCACGCUCCUCCCUCCUACAUGCCGCAGCACCCAGAAUCCCCCGCACACAGCCGCUACGGGGACACGAGAGAGAAAGUGUACGUCAACCUGUGUAACAUCUUCCCCUCGGAGCUGGUGAGCCGGGUAAUGGCCAGGAGCCCCCAUAUCACAGACCCCCAGCAGCUGGCAGCUGCUAUACUUGCAGAGAAAGCCCAAACAGGCUACUGAAGAACAGAGGAAGUUGUUCUCCCAUUAGAAAACAAUAGCAGUCAUGUAGUCUUGGGUUGGAAAUAGGGAAACAAAAAAAAAAGCGUGUGCGGUUUGCAUCAGCAGAGCAAACUUGAAUUUGCCUUUUGCAACGCUUGAAAGCACGUUGGAUUUGCAUGGUGGAAUUCUAAAUGCUGCAAUGCUUUUGGAUUGUCUACGAGGAGAGCUUUUUCUCUUCUCGUGGCGUUAAUGAGACAAUGCAUACGUUUCAAUGAUAUAUAAUGCUGAAGAUAAUCCAGAUCCAGCAACUUAAUGUACUCAACCUUUAAGAAUUGGAGGGAGAGCACAUCAUUUGUGCAACUUGUGGAGAUUGUUCCAGGCCUACCUGUUGGUCUUUUUUAUUUAUUUAGUAGCAUAUUAUUUGUAUCUUUCACACGCAGGACUUGUUAUGCGUCAAAUUCACAAGGCACUUUUUGGUUUUACAGGCUAAAGAUAACCUAGUGAGGAUGAAGGAUUAUUUAAGCAUUUCCACCAAUUGUAUGACUAGAGACUGACUUAAUGGGCACUCACAUUCUACACUGUUCAGAGUUAAGUCAAACAGUAUUUGAAAAUAUUAUUUUCAUUUCAUGUGUGAAGAGCCAGAUUUCUUACUUCAUAACUAUACAGAAAAGGGUCACAGGUAUUUCUCUGAUCGAGUUUCUUAAUUUGUUAUGUGGCAAAUCACACAGCAGUUUCAAACUACUAUUUGACAAAGAUCUGUGUACUAUAUUAAUCUCUUUAUGUGUGUCGUGCGGCCAUUUGUGGGGCUUUUUUCCAUGUUGGUAAAAAUGGGUGUCUGAAAGACGGUCGUCUUAUUUGAGACGACGUCAGUAUUUUGGUCAGAGUUGUAGCUGUAGAGAUGGGUGACCCUGUCGUGUGUACCUUAGUUUUAGUAAGGGACAUCUCUCUCUCUUUCUCUUUCUUCUCUCUCUCUCGCUCUCGCUCUCGCUCUCUGGCCCUUUUAUUUUGGGUCAACUCUGGUAUCUGCUACAGACAGAGAACAUCUGGACAUCAGUAAAUCAAACAUGUAUGUAUUGUAAAUAUAUUUAACAGACUCUCCCGCUGCGCUUUGGGUAACGGCGUCUACGGUUGUCUGUAGCAGAUCCCAGCUGAAUCCAUGCUAGACAGAGAAAAACCUUGUUUGAUACAAAUUGUAUCAUUAACUAAGUCGCUGAUGUUCUAUACAGUACAAGGACUUAUUGAUCCGUGUCUAUCAAACACUCUAGAUGUAUCGCUAUACGAUCAAAUGCAUCGACUACAGUUAUGUUCCAAUCGAGACGUUCCAACUUUUGAUCUUGCGGAAAUUGCCUUGAGACAAUUAUUUCAAAUAUGUUAAGAAACAAAAGGAGUUGUCUGCCUACUAUGUUUUAGGUAUCACAACUUUUUUUUUGCGCUUUUGGGUUUGAAGCUGGCUUAUUUUUUCUCCGGAAGCUCUAACUAAAUCCUGUGAGAAAUAUUCUUUGGUUUACUGGUUAAAUGCCCAUUUAAAAAACCCCAGAAGAAUUCAAUUUUUUCAGGAUGAGGUUGGGGUCGGUUCAUUUUUGCUUUUUUUUAAAGCCUUUUUUUAUUAAGUCAGGAAGAGGAUUUACUUUGAAGUGAAUUAAGACUUGAUGCCUGAAAUAAUGGAGAAUUGAUAUUUGAUCAAUAACUAAUCUAUUGUUUCUAUUGAAUCACGAAUUGAGUGAAAGGACCCCAACCAUGUCUAAUAAGUAAAGUUUUAUAUUUGGGUCAGUCUACUUAACCGUGGUAGCCAUUUUGAACGUCUGUAACACUCUACCAAAGUUCUACCUGGAGUAUUUGCAAAUGUAUAAAGCCGUUUUUACCUUUACUAGAAGAUGAGGUUUCAUAAAACUAGAAAUUAUGCAGUUGGUAAAGUAUUUCAACUUCCAUUUACAUAGGUAUUCUGCUAGAUAUUUUAAGGACAAAUAUUUAAAUUUCUUUGGCCAGAGUGCAUUAAUAUAUGUGCAACAGAAGCUUGAAAGAAAACAACAAUAUAAACGAAGAGAAUUUUUCAAAUUUUCCACACCUGACGUGUUCAGUAUGUAACCUGCCUCUGGCCUUUUGCAUGCUGGGAUGGUCCAAAAGUAGAAAUACCCACAUAGAUUGCACUUUUAUUAGUAGUAUAAUGUAUAAUACAUAUUCUGAAUGCUAGUAUCUAUGAGUUGUACUUCAGGUAGAGCCCAAACAAAGAGUAACGCAGGUUCAAAGUGGCCGCUGUGGAAUCGGAGUCUACAGAGUGAGCUUGUCACACGGUUCAUCGCAAGCCAGCUACAUAAAGCCCACUGGUUUCUUUCCUGUCCAACGUGUCACAUUGUACAAAUAAUGAUUAGUCGUACAAUAACACGUGCUGUUGACGAGAGAGAACCUUUGUGUGUAUCGAAGAAGCGCCUUCUCUCCGGCCUCCUGGCACUGUGUGUCAGUGUGGCACCUGAGCGUGGGCCCAAAGUAAUGCCUCUUCAUGGCAUUGUGCUUAUGACACAUCCAAUACUCUGAACUAUGUUCAGCUAACUUUUAUGCAUGUUUUGAUUUGUUUUGGUUUCUGCAUGUUUCCUUGUGAUUUAUUAGUGUACAUAGCUGUGUUUCUGUCCCGGAUGCUUUGUCUAGCUGUUACUGUGACACGACUGUAGCAGAGAUGCCACUAGGCUUACUUAUAAACAAAGAGUUAUUUUCUGCUUGUUAAUGUUUUAUUUUACACAUCAGUUAGAGUUGAUUUCAGAACUACACAGUCCUUUGACAAAAGGGUCAAGAAGAAAUAUUAUCUGUUUUCUAUCCAAAGGAUCAGGAAGCAAGUUAUGGAAAGCAUCCCACUUUUCUCCACCAUUGUUUGCUCUUGAAGUGCUGAAGAUAUUACAGCGCUACGACACCACGACACCAAUACAAUAAAAAUCCUCUGCUUCAAAUAUUUAUAUUUCCAUUUUGACAGUAGAAUAAUGGUGUAACUAAUUGAUAAUUGUAGCAUUCUCAACUGUAACUGUGAUUGUUCAUUAAAGAGAGUACGGCUACAAAACAUGUGAUAUCCAUUGGCAUUAUAAUAGUCAAGAAAGGCUCUAAAGGUGACUAUCGUUUACACUUUUUACAAUUAUUACUAUUGACAAAAUAAUUGUUUUAGAAUAUUGUACGUAGAAAGCCCUGUACCAUAUUAUUUUCCUGUAACAGUAACAUAUUUUUAAAGCUGCUGUAGGUUUUGAAGUGAACGCCAGAUCUUUCUCAUCACCUUAUUUUACCAUUCCCGGAUUAAAAAUUCAAACUGAAAUGAUGAUUUGGUCUCUUAGCGGACAGAUGGAGAAUCAUUA